This is a messenger RNA of Penicillium brevicompactum, 2295 nucleotides long. Its product is annotated as PalH/RIM21 family protein. The transcript is spliced from 2 exons. Lineage: Eukaryota; Fungi; Ascomycota; Eurotiomycetes; Eurotiales; Aspergillaceae. Gene Ontology annotation, biological process: cellular response to pH. Bases 1 to 2295 code for a protein of 764 amino acids. Gene Ontology annotation, cellular component: plasma membrane. The record is from RefSeq and is a predicted model, not a curated record.
AUGGACCAUGUCUCCCAACUAGCCCCCCCGCCAGAUCUGGGCAAACCCGACGACGACGACGACAAAAUCCUACGCGCCCGGUUGCACGCCCGUCGAGUCGUGUGGUAUAACAAGUCAUUCCCUAUAACGCUCAGCGAAAACGCCGUCUUCGAGCCUGUCUGCACAGGCUCUCCGACCGAUGAAGUCCACGUCUCCGCCGUCCUUGAUACCCGUGAUCCUUUUUACUCUUCCGUUACGCCACAGUUAUAUGCCAUCGGCUGUGCGACCGUCGUCAGCUACCUCCUCGUCAUCAUCCUUCUCAUUACGCCGCGCACAUUCUACGUCGGAGGACCAAGCGGCGGUGCCAAUUUCCUCGGACGCCAUGGCAUGAUCAGCGGCUCGUACAGCGCAAAUUCGUCCGUUGUCGGAGUCGGUGGGCGGCCAUGGCUGCAGAAAGUGGCGGCGAUCCUCGUGGCGAUCUCAUUGACCAUCGCGACGGUGGAUUCUUUCAAGGUCGCAGAGCGCCAGUACAACUAUGGCUAUUCUGACGCCGAGGCGCUCACCGACGAGGUGAUUGAUGGGCUGGAGAUUCGUAUAGUACGCGUGAUUUCGAGCACUUUCUUGUGGCUCGCGCAGGUUCAAACGUUGAUUAGGCUGUUUCCGCGACAUAAGGAAAAAGUUAUGAUCAAAUGGGCAGGUUUCGCGCUGAUCGUACUGGAUACCACGUUCAGUAUCUUGGAAAAUUUCUGGGUGAGGAAGUCGUCGAACCGACCCAGAUUAUACGACGAUGCAAUUCCUGCUUUGAGCUACUUGUUUGAAUUGUCGCUCAAUUUGCUCUAUGCUGCUUGGGUCAUCUUUUAUUCGAUCUCCAAGCAUCGAUUCGCCUUCUUUCAUCCGAAGAUGCGGAACAUUUGCUUGGUAGCUCUUCUGUCUCUAUGCGCGAUUUUGAUACCAGUGGUGUUCUUCGUGAUGGAUAUUGCCAAACCGGAAAUUGCCGGUUGGGGUACUUAUAUUCGGUGGGUAGGAUCGGCUGCAGCCAGCGUGGUUGUGUGGGAGUGGGUGGAACGCAUUGAGGCCUUGGAACGAGACGAAACCAAGGAUGGAAUUUUGGGAAGAGAGGUAUUUGAUGGCGAUGAGAUGCUUGACGUCACCCCAUCUGAAGAGGUUGACUGGCCACGUUAUUCAUCACAAGGAAAUGACCGAGGUGGUGGUAACGGUGCCUCGUCUGGCUGGGGUGGCAUGAUGGGCUUGGCCCAUCGUCCUCUACGAGCGCGGGCCGGACUACCUCGCGGAAACCGCAACAAAGGCACGGGGGCGCCGCCAUACAACCAGAAUGCCGCAGCAGGCCCACGAGGUUCAAAUAAUCGCCCAACGCCACCCCCGGCGGCUAUCACACCAGUCAGUCGCGCGGAUACGACCAGCGCGGCGAGUACAAUAUACAAUGUCAGAUACCAUCCAGUCGCUAGCCCGACUCCUCCGGUGGCAAUGCCUCACAUGGAGGAGGAAGAGGAAAUAGUGGAAGACAAGGAGGUCGAAGGCGAAGAACACACGCCAAGUGUGAAUGAAAACCAGAUGUCGACACACGAACCCCGAGAAGAAUCACCGCAGAUCGUCCAGGCGGAUCCCCGAUGGCACGCUCUUCUCCAUCCUUUCAGAAGGCGGCGUGCUUCCCUGCCCAAAGAGGUGGCAUUUGCACAAGCUGGAGAAGAGCCCUCAGAACACAGACCAUCUGUCGCAACAGGUGGAGAUGGAGAGACAGAGCCCAGUGGCACUUACCCUCGGAGAGAUCACUUCUUCUCACUUCGAAAUGUUCGUCCGGGCUCUGGCUCGCAACAAACCGACGGUCAAUUGCAAGUCACCGUGAUCCCGGCGCGCCGGCGCGGUCAGCACACAUGGUCCCCGCAGAAUCGACUGCUAGAAAGCCAACCGGAUGGAACAGGGGGGAACCACCCUGUAGAACCUCCACGCCAGGUGCCAUCCUCCCGUCGUCCCGGGCUCCCUGUUCGAGUCAUCCCCUCGCAACCAUCCGCGUCUGCUCCGUGGACCGAUGCCGAUGUCGAGCGGGGUGGCGGAGACUAUGUCCUACACUAUGAUCCGGAAACUGCGGCGCUGGUUGAUGAGAACGUCAAUCAUGUGACAUCCAACGGGCCAGUCACGGACUUUGAUCAGCGAAGCUGGACAGAUACCACUAUUUCCGAGGAGAGAAAUGAUGUGGAUGAGCCGGCUGAACAGGCUGAAUCACACACUGGGCCUCAACGUACGCCUCCAGUGGAACGGGGAUCCGAUCAACAGGGUCACCCUUCACCAAGAACUUGA